UUUUAUGUUGAUUAUUAAAGACAUUAUUUUUAUCCUGCAGACAGAAACUGAAUAAUGACAUCAAUCCAGAAUAAUGAUCCAAACUGUUUCUGCUCAUUUUGUUCUUUAUUUCCUCUCAGUUGGUCAGCAGGAGGUCGACGUAACUGAAGAGUCAGAUUCUGUCAUCCUGCCCUGCAGAACAUCAUCCUUCCUUCCUGAGGACACGUCAGUGGAGUGGACCCGGCCAGAACCUCGUUCCAUGUUCAUUUAUGUGUUUCCCAACACGAGUAAACACUAUGCCCAGCAGGACAGACUUUACAGCUGUCGCACAGAGAUGAACAGAGACUUCCUGAGGACCGGAGACGUCAGCCUGACCCUCAUGUAUCCCACACACAGAGACGAUGGACGCUACGUCUGCACCGUCCACAGAGACCAGGACGUCCUGAGACACACUGUGGUUCUGAAAUAUGUAAAGAAAGAACCAUUUCCAUCCUGGGCCAUAGUUCUGCUGGGUCUGCUGGUUCUGCUGGUUCUCAUCGUCUGUGCAGGCGGUUUAUAUAAUUUUGAAGGUUAUUUCCUGAAAGCUCCACUGGUGAAGGUAGAUUCAGGGGUGAAGUCUGUCCUGCUGCCCUGUAGAACCAGAGUCUGCCUGCCUGGAGGCGCUAGAGUGGAGUGGAGGGACGGAGAGAACAGGACGGUCCAUGUGUAUCAGAACGGUUCUGAUGAUCCUGAAGAACAGAACCUGACCAGCAGAACCAGGAUGAAUGACGACCCACUGCAGACUGGAGACCUCAGUCUGACUCUGGAACGUCCCAAACCUGAAGACAGCGGGAUCUACAGCUGCAGAGUCUCCAUCAGGAAACGAGUCAUCCUGAUGAUGAAACGGGUUCAUCUCCAGGUCAAAGGUCAGUGGUUAAAUGUUGCAUUCUUCCAAUCAGGUGAUUGGUGGUGAUCAAUAGUGAUGUUUGGCUGAUUACAAGAUCAAAGGUCAAUGUGAUGUAAUGAGUGAGGAAGACGAGGAAGCAAAGCAGGAGGAAGAGGUUCAGGACAGACAGGGACCAGCAGCAGGAGGCUUU
Messenger RNA from Poecilia latipinna (sailfin molly), 1055 nucleotides. RefSeq lists its product as uncharacterized. Bases 74 to 931 code for a protein of 285 amino acids. Gene Ontology annotation, biological process: immune response; cellular response to lipopolysaccharide; positive regulation of T cell proliferation. The record is from RefSeq and is a predicted model, not a curated record. The transcript is spliced from 3 exons. Gene Ontology annotation, cellular component: external side of plasma membrane. NCBI's taxonomy places the organism in Eukaryota, Metazoa, Chordata, Actinopteri, Cyprinodontiformes, Poeciliidae.